UCUAAGCCCAGUCCAACCCAACGCAGCCUCCUAAUUCAAAACAAGCACAGAAAAACACUGGGAAACGCUUUAUUUGUAAGAGGGCAGUCUCCACCAGCGGACUCUGAGCUGACGUCACUCGCCGCUGCACAGUUUGGCCUCCUGCACAGGGAAAAGGCUGGACAGGGAAGAUACUUUGUGAGGAAUCUGAUCCACAGCUUCUCUAAACAGAUCCUGCCACAUUGGUGUGCUUGCUGCCUGUCAUGUGGCACCUUCACACACGGACCCGCAGGAAACUAGAGCGCUGCGCGGGCUCCCGAUAACCCGGAUUCUGAUUGGCUCUUCCAGCCCAAGACUCCGCCCCUCCCAGCACUCCCUGAUCUGACCCCGCCCAUCUGAGCCAGAACAGCAUCUGCUUCGACCCACACACACCACACCGGUUGCACUGCUGGGCUAUUCACAGAUGUCUACCUCACGCUUAAAGGGACUUUCACUACCACAGCGACCCUGAACUAGCAACACCAUGACCUCCAGCAUAGACCGAGAUGAUAGCAGCAUUUUUGAUGGGUUGAUGGAAGAAGAUGAGAAAGAUAAAGCUAAACGAGUGUCCAGGAACAAGUCGGAGAAGAAGCGCAGAGACCAGUUUAAUGUGCUCAUUAAGGAACUGGGCACCAUGUUGCCCGGCAACACACGCAAAAUGGACAAGUCCACCAUCCUGCAGAAAAGCAUCGACUUCCUGCGCAAGCACAAAGAAAUUGCUGCGCAGUCUGAGUCCAGUGAGAUCAGGCAGGACUGGAAACCCCCGUUCCUUAGCAAUGAGGAGUUUACACAGCUGAUGCUGGAGGCGCUGGAUGGCUUCUUCCUGGCGAUAAUGACAGAUGGGAAUAUAAUCUAUGUGUCAGAGAGCGUUACCUCCUUACUGGAACACCUCCCUUCGGACCUGGUGGACCAGAACCUGUUGAAUUUUCUCCCACUGGGAGAGCACUCGGAGGUGUACAAAGUCCUCUCCACUCAGAUGCUGGAGGGCGAGACCCUAACCCCUGAGUAUCUGAAAACUAAAAACCAGCUGGAGUUCUGCUGCCACAUGCUGAGGGGGACCAUCGACCCCAAAGAGCCGCCCGUGUACGAGUAUGUCAAGUUCAUCGGGAACUUCAAAUCCCUCAACAAGGUGUCCAACUCCACGCGAAACGGGCUAGAGGGAGUGAUCCAGCGCUCGCUGUGUCCUGCCUUCGAGGACCGCGUCUGCUUCAUCGCCACCGUCAGACUUGCCAAGCCGCAGUUCAUCAAGGAGAUGUGCACAGUGGAGGAACCCAAUGAAGAAUUCACCUCCAGGCACAGCUUAGAAUGGAAGUUUCUCUUUCUGGAUCACAGGGCUCCCCCGAUUAUUGGUUACCUGCCGUUCGAGGUUCUGGGCACAUCUGGCUAUGAUUACUACCAUGUGGAUGACCUGGAAACCCUGGCAAAAUGCCACGAGCACUUGAUGCAGUAUGGGAAAGGGAAGUCCUGCUACUACAGAUUCCUCACUAAAGGACAGCAGUGGAUCUGGCUGCAGACUCACUACUACAUCACCUACCACCAGUGGAACUCGCGCCCCGAAUUCAUCGUCUGCACCCACACCGUCGUGAGCUAUGCAGAGGUGCGGGCGGAGCAGCGCAGAGAGCUGGGCAUUGAGGAGUCUCCCCCUGAAACAGCUGCAGAGAAGCAGAGUCAGGACUCGGGCUCUGAGUCUCAGCUAAACACCUCCAGCCUGAAGGAGGCGCUGGAGCGCUUUGACCACAGCCGCACCCCCUCCGCUUCAUCCCGAAGCUCGAGGAAGUCCUCCUCCCAUACAGCUGUGUCUGACCCCGCCUCGACUCAGACGAAGCUGCUGACAGACCAGAGCACGCCGCCGCGGCAGUCCCUGUCGGCGAUUGAGAUGACCUCACAGCGGAGAUCGUCCAUAAGCAGCCAGCAGUCUAUGAGCUCCCAGAACACAGGUCAGAAUCUGGCGCAGCCGAUGAUCUCCCAGCCUCAACCCCAGCAGCAGGUGCAGCCCAGCGUUCAGUUCUCCGCCCAGCUGGGCGCCAUGCAGCACCUGAAAGACCAGCUGGAGCAGAGGACCAGGAUGAUCGAGGCCAACAUCCAGAGACAGCAGGAGGAGCUGCGCAAGAUCCAGGAGCAGCUGCACAUGGUGCAGGGCCAGGGCCUCCACAUGUUCUCCCAGCAGGCGGGCGGGGCUUUGAGCCUGAGCUCUGCCCUCACCAUGCAGGGCCAGGUCCUCCCGGCGGCCGCGCUCGGGGGCAGCCUGGCGCCCGCCCACGUCGGCACGCCGCACACCAUACAGCAGCAGCAGCAGGCCCAACCCCAGCAGCAGCAGGCUCCGCCUCAAGCACAGCAGGCCACACCCCAAAACCUCCUGCGAGAACAGAGCUCCACCCAUACGCAGCAGUCUCAACGGCCCUCCAGCGCGCUGCCCGCAUCUCUCUAUAACACCAUGAUGAUCUCCCCUCCCGGCUCGGCCAGCGUGGUCCAGAUCGCCACCAGUCUGGCGCAGAGCAACAGCCAGAGUGGUGCUGUGGCAACCUUCACCCAGGACCGGCAGAUCCGGUUUCCCGGAGGGCAGCCCCUCCUGACGAAGCUGGUGACCGCUCCGAUGGCGUGCGGCGCAGUCAUGGUUCCCACAACGAUGUUCAUGGGGCAGGUGGUGACGGCGUACAACACGUUUGCCCCGCAGCAGGGCCAGGCGCAGGCCAUCAGCAUCACGCCCCAGCAGCAGCCUGCACAGGGGUCGCAGACGCAGUCCGCAACACCGCAGCCCGGACAGCCGACUGCGCAGAUCGCUCAGCAGCCGCAGCAGUUCCUACAGGCGCCGCGGCUGCUGCAGGGCAGCCAGUCAACACAGCUGAUCCUGCAGGCGGCGUUCCCGCUGCACCAGCAGAGCAGCUUCACUGCUACACAGCCGCAGACUCAGCAGCAGCCGCAGCAGCUGGCCUCUCACAGGACUGACAGCCUGUCGGACCGCUCCAGUGCCCAGCCCCAGUAACCCCCCAACCUGGACUAACCCAAACAUCAAUGCAGUAUUGGGACUGUACCUCGGUG
Megalops cyprinoides (Indo-Pacific tarpon) is the source of this 3057-nucleotide messenger RNA. RefSeq names its product clock circadian regulator a (gene clocka). Gene Ontology annotation, cellular component: CLOCK-BMAL transcription complex; nucleus; cytoplasm. Lineage: Eukaryota; Metazoa; Chordata; Actinopteri; Elopiformes; Megalopidae. Gene Ontology annotation, biological process: regulation of transcription by RNA polymerase II; circadian regulation of gene expression. Gene Ontology annotation, molecular function: protein dimerization activity; E-box binding; DNA-binding transcription factor activity, RNA polymerase II-specific. The transcript is spliced from 24 exons. The record is from RefSeq and is a predicted model, not a curated record. The coding region runs from base 503 to 3001 and encodes 832 amino acids.